This is a messenger RNA of Paramecium pentaurelia, 1055 nucleotides long. The record is from the annotation of a GenBank genome assembly. Lineage: Eukaryota; Ciliophora; Oligohymenophorea; Peniculida; Parameciidae.
AUGUCAAAUUUUACACCUUCUCAAAAAUUAUCAGAUUUACUCAAACAUGAAGGAAGAUCAAAUUCAAUGCAUUCAUUCUAUAAUAAUAGAUCAUCUUGCUAUUCAACAAUAAAUUUGAAUAGUUCGUUGUUGAAUGGAUGGGAUAGUUAAAAUCAUUAACCUGUCUCAAUUUUAACAUCAAAUCGAAGCGAUAUCAAAUAAAUCAAUGUAUCAGCAUCAAAAUAAGUAUGAUGCAAUUAUAGUAUAAAGGAUAUUACUAAUGAAAUAGUAUCAUCUAAACAUGAAAGGAGAUCAUCUACUCAUUUAUUUGUUCAUUCAGGAUUAGAUGCUUAUGAAAAGUAUUAAAGUUAGCCAAGGAGAGAUAUGAAGAUAUAUCCAAAUUUUAAAUAGGAAUUAUUGCAUGAGGUAGUGAAGAUAGAAAAACCAUUUUAUAUUACUUCUGUAGAAGAGAUAGAAAGGUAUUGGAAAGCAAAAGAGAUUAUGUUAUUCAGACAAAAAAGUUAAUUGGAAUUUGAAGUAAAGUUGUAAGCACAAUAAGCAAAUAAAAAACCAGUUAUUCUUAAGGUGGAACCAUUAUAAGAGAUAUCAGAAAUGGAAGUUGAAAUAUAAUAAUUAGAAAUAUUAUUAAAGUAUGAGUCCCUAUUAAGAAUAGAAACAAGAAUAAGAAGGUUAAUGAAUUGUAAUGGGAAAGUGAGGAAUUAGAUGUUAAAUAUGAGAAUAUGUUAAAUUAAGAUAAUGAUACACAAUUUCUCAAAUAUGAAAAGUAGCUAAAGAAUAUCCAAUAAUCAUUUAAGGAUUUGAAUAGAAGAUUUCAUGAAACGGAGGAACAAAUUACAAUGAAGGAAAAUGAAAUUGAAUCAAGAAAGAAAUAACUUCAACGAAAGUCUUCAAUAAUAAUGCCUUCAAAUCUAAGAAAUUCUAUGACUGACUCUAAAUUUAAAUAGAGAUCUUCUUUUAAAAGACAGAGUAUAAACUCUGGAACUAUGAGUCCAACUAGAGUGACCUUCUCAUAAAAAAGUUAAACCUCAGAAGAGUGCAUAAAAUUCAGACAUUGA